CGGUUUGAUUUAUUAGAUAAAAGAAAUAGCUUGGAAAAAUAUUUUAGUUUGAAGCUCUUUUAUUGAGAUUUGAUUGCUUGUUCUCUAAAUAAGUUACCAGUUAUGCAAAAUUUCAAACUGAAAAAAAAUGGAGAGUUUUUGAGAUUUUACCCAGAGAUGAAUCCAAAAAAUCUGGUAUUUCUGCUGGUUGCUUCUCUGCAAAUUUGGAGCAUAGCAGCACUGACUAACAAUGCUGAUUUGACUGUGCUGAAGGCUGUUAUGGAUAUGUGGGAAAACCCACCACCUAGCUGGGAAGGUACAGAUCCUUGUGGAGACCAAUGGGAUGGCAUAAAGUGCAUCAAUUCACGUGUGACUUCCAUAACAUUGUCAAGCAUGGGAUUGAAAGGACAGUUGUCUGGAGAUAUCACAAACUUGCCAGAAUUACUGAUUCUGGAUCUAUCAUACAACAAAGACUUGCGAGGACCUCUUCCAGCUUCAAUUGGGAAUUUGAAGAAGCUAAGAAACCUAAUUCUCCUUGGUUGUAGUUUCUCUGGUCCAAUCCCCAGUUCAAUUGGAUCAUUGCAACAGCUGCUUUUUUUAUCCCUAAAUUCUAAUGGCUUCAGUGGACCAAUUCCACCCUCAAUUGGCAAUUUAUCUGAACUUUAUUGGUUGGAUCUAGCUGACAAUAAGCUUGAUGGGAGCAUCCCAGUCUCCACAGGCACUACCCCUGGCCUUGAUAUGCUAGUUAAAACAAAACACUUUCAUCUUGGAAAGAAUCAGCUCUCUGGAGAAAUCCCACCUAAACUUUUCAGCUCCGACAUGACUCUCCUACAUGUGCUUUUUGAUGACAACAAGCUCACUGGAAGUAUUCCUUCUACACUUGGCCUCGUGCAGACUUUGGAGGUUAUACGCUUUGAUAGGAAUUCGUUGACUGGACCUGUCCCUUCAAACCUGAACAAUCUUACUAGUGUCAGUGAGUUGUUUUUGUCCAAUAAUGGAUUGACUGGACCUCUUCCCAACCUCACUGGGAUGAGUUUUCUCAGUUAUCUGGAUAUGAGCAAUAAUAGUUUUGAUGCAUCAGAUUUUCCUCCUUGGACUUCUACCUUACAAUCAUUGACAACAUUAAUAUUGGAAGGGACACAACUUCAAGGACAAAUUCCGAGUAGCUUCUUCAGCCUUGCCAAUUUACAGAAUGUGGUUCUAAGUAACAACAGACUCAAUGGCACUUUAGAUAUUGGAACAGUCAACAGUGGCCAACUACAACUCAUUGAUUUGCAAAGCAAUUUCAUCUCUGACUAUACUCCACAACCCGGACAAAAUCAAGUUUAUGUAAUACUUGUGAACAACCCAGUUUGUCAGGAAACAGGAGUAAAAGCAAGUUUCUGCACUGAUUUGAGGCCUAAUUCUUCCUAUGUGACACUGCCAAAUAAUUGUGUGCCUGUUCCCUGUGGUUCAAAUAAGAUUUCCAGUCCAAACUGCAAUUGUGCAUAUCCAUACACUGGAGUUCUAGUUUUCAGAGCUCCUUCAUUCUCAGACUUGGGAAACAUAAACGUUUACGUUUCUCUCCAGAAGGAUCUGAUGGAUUCCUUUAAGUCCAAUCAACUUCCCGUGGAUUCAGUUUCUCUAAGUAAUCCGAGAAAGGAUUCAUCCGAGUACUUAGAUUUAAAUCUUCAAGUCUUCCCAUCUGAGAAAGAUAAUUUCAAUAGAACGGUUAUUUCUGAGAUUGGGUUUUUAUUAAGUAACCAGACUUUCAAGCCUCCAGAUUUCUUUGGACCUUAUUAUUUUAUUGCAGAUGCUUAUCAGUACUUUGCUGGAGAGGCUACAGGAUCAAACAACUCAUCAAACACGGGCAUUAUCAUUGGAGCUGUUGUCGGUGGUUCUGCCCUUGUACUAUUACUGCUCCUGGCAGGGCUUUAUGCCUACCGUCAAAAGAAGAGAGCAGAAAGAGCAACUGAGCUGAACAAUCCUUUUGCAAACUGGGAUUCAACUAAGAGCAAUGGUGCUGGUGUUCCUCAACUAAAAGGCGCCAGACUCUUUUCCUUCGAAGAGCUUAGAAAAUACACAAAUAAUUUUUCAGAAGCAAAUGAUAUUGGAUCAGGGGGUUAUGGAAAGGUAUAUAGAGGAACCCUUCCCAAUGGAGAAUUGAUUGCCAUAAAACGAGCUCAACAAGAAUCAAUGCAAGGUGGGCUAGAAUUCAAAACUGAGAUUGAACUUCUAUCAAGAGUGCAUCACAAAAAUCUUGUAAGCCUUUUGGGAUUUUGCUUCGAUCGUGGUGAGCAAAUGCUCGUCUAUGAGUUUGUGCCGAAUGGGAGUCUCAGUGACAGUCUUUCAGCAGGAAAGUCAGGAAUCAGGUUGGAUUGGGUAAGGAGACUUAAGAUAGCCCUUGGUGCAGCAAGAGGUCUGGUGUACCUGCAUGAGCUUGCAAAUCCUCCCAUUAUCCAUAGGGACAUAAAGACAAACAACAUACUCCUGGAUGAACGCUUAAAUGCAAAAGUUGCUGAUUUUGGGCUCUCCAAGCCUAUGAGCGACACUGAAAAGGGUCACAUUACCACUCAAGUCAAAGGGACAUUGGGUUAUCUGGAUCCAGAAUAUUACAUGACUCAGCAAUUAACUGAGAAAAGUGAUGUCUAUAGCUUCGGAGUUGUGAUGCUGGAGCUACUAACUGGAAGAAAGCCAAUAGAACGUGGAAAAUACAUAGUGAGAGAGGUGAGGAUGGCAAUGGAUAGAACAAAAGAUUUAUAUAACCUCCAUGAACUUCUUGACCCAGGCAUUGGUCUAGAAACAACAUUAAAAGGUCUGGAUAAGUUUGUUGAUCUUGCAAUGGAGUGUGUAAAAGAGUCAGGAGCUGACAGGCCUAUGAUGGGGGAUGUGGUGAAAGAGAUAGAAACUAUCUUGCAGCUUGCUGGUUUAAAUCCCAAUGCUGAAUCAGCAUCUACUUCAGCAAGUUACGAGGAAGCAGGCAAGGGAAGUACUCAUCCUUACAACAAAGAGUCCUUUUAUUAUAGUGGGGCAUUUCCACCUUCAAAGCUGGAGCCUAAAUGAGCAUCAUUGCUCUUAUAUUUUGCACUUGCUCACAGUUUGAAAAUGUUUGAAGAUCACUGGAACAUCUGUUGUGAUUUCUCUUCUUCUUGUGUGGAACUUGUAAUUAUUUAAAACUGUAAAUGAAUUCUUUGCUUGUGAAUAUUUAGCAGAAGUUUUGCA
Molecule: messenger RNA, 3180 nt
Organism: Manihot esculenta (cassava)
Lineage: Eukaryota; Viridiplantae; Streptophyta; Magnoliopsida; Malpighiales; Euphorbiaceae
Product: leucine-rich repeat receptor protein kinase HPCA1
Exons: 19
Coding region: 103-3021 (972 amino acids)
Biological process (GO): protein phosphorylation
Molecular function (GO): ATP binding; protein kinase activity; protein binding
Source: RefSeq, a predicted model, not a curated record